AUGGUUCACCCAAUGACAAGUGAAGACUUGUGGCCUAAAUGUUAUAGGCCUCCUUUGAUGCCACCACUUUAUCACAAAAAACAUGGGAGACCAAGGAAGAAGAGGAUGAGGUCAGUAGGUGAACAACCAUGCAAAUCUAAUCCUACAGCCACCAAGUUGCAGAGGUAUAACUUGGAAAUCAAGUGUUCAAUUUGUAAACAAGGAGGCUAUAAUAGGAGGAGCUACCCUAAGGCAAAAGAAGGCACUAGUAGUAAGGUUCUAUCUAAACCAAAGGUGAAGAAAACAAUUGACACGACAUCAACCCAAAAGGUUACAAGACAAUCAAGAGCCAAGCAACUUGUUAGAAGAAGGUUGGAAACUGGCCAAUGUUCUCAAACUGCCCAAUCUUCUCAAACUCCACAUGCUUCUGAAACAGCCAAAGCUUUUGAAACUGCCAAAAAAAAAAAAGGUUCAAGUCUCCCUCAAAGAGGAUUAAAUUUACCAAAAGGAAGGAUGGUUCUCAAACUGUACAAGGAUCUCAAUCUAUGCAAGGAAGUGAAUCUGUGCAAGAUUGGCCAGUUCCACUGGUACAAAAAAGAGAGGUUCAAAUCUCCUACCAAGAGGAAGAAAUUUACCUAUCGGAAGGAUUUGUCAGAUGGUUAUCAGCCUUAG
Messenger RNA from Prunus armeniaca (apricot), 651 nucleotides. The record is from the annotation of a GenBank genome assembly. NCBI's taxonomy places the organism in Eukaryota, Viridiplantae, Streptophyta, Magnoliopsida, Rosales, Rosaceae.